UGCCGCCGCUCGGGAACUGGACGGCCAGCCGUGGCCUUCUCGCGCGUUUCCUUUUUCCUCUCUUUCUUCUUGUCUUUCUCUCUCUCUCUCUUUCUUGUAAUCGGCACUGGCGACUGGCCUUCUUCUCCCGGAGCGUAUCCCGACAGUGAUGUUUCUCCCUGAUGUUCGGUAUUGACUCUUGUCCGACCGGAUUCUCAUUGAUCCUCGGACUGACGCGGUGAAAGUACUCGAGAAAGGGAAAGAGAGAGAGAGAGAGAGAGAGAGAGAGUACGCGCGUCCGACAAACUCCACGUGGUGCCGCGGCACCCUACUUCUCCAGUGGAUACACCCCUCGAGUACCCUGAACCCUGAACCCUGAAUCCCGCGACGAUCGAGCGAAGGAGGCGACAUGAGGCCGACCGUGGACCUGUUCGUCUGGACAUUGCUGGUCCCGCCGCUCCUAUUUGCGACGGACCCCUCGCAGAAGGCCGCUGGAGCAACGGUGGAAUGCCCGCAGAAAUGCGUGUGUUACAACAGCACGAUGCAGGUGCGAUGUAUGUUCCUAAAGCUGGUCCAAGUGCCACGGGUGCCCACCAAUGUCACCGUUCUAGAUCUCCGAUUUAACAGCAUCACGGAAGUGCGCGCGGGGUCGUUUGACGGACUCGACAAAUUGCACACUCUGCUACUAAAUGACAACCACAUUCGACGGCUGCCGGUGGGCGCGUUCGAGGGCGCACCGAAUCUACGGAUACUCUACUUGUACAAAAAUCGCAUGGAGCACAUCGCACCGGGCGCGUUCGCGGGGCUGCCACGACUCGAGCAGUUGUACCUGCAUCACAACCACCUCCGUGAGAUCCGACCGGGCACGUUCAACGACCUGCCGGCGCUGGAGCGUCUGUUUCUGCACAACAACAAGCUUCAUCGACUACCAGCGGACGCGUUCGUCAACGUCGGCCCGAUGACGCGGCUGCGUCUCGACAGCAACGCGCUCAUCUGCGACUGCAAUCUGGUCUGGCUGGUGGAACGUCUGCGGGACAAGCCUACGGAGAUGGCGGCGAUUUGCCAAUCCCCGCACAAGAUGAAGGGUCGCUCCCUAACAACGAUGUUGCCCGAGGACUUUCAUUGCACGAAACCGCGCAUUAUAGAAGGCCCGGAAGACACCGUAGUACGAUUUGGUGACACGAUAACGUUGAGAUGUCGAGUGACGGGUGAUCCGACGCCGAAGAUCAAAUGGAUGAAAAACAGGUCGAGAUACUCGUGGGAAACGGACGAUGAUAACGAAAGGUACGCGAUCCACGAAGACGGUGAGAAAUACGUGAUCCGCGAGGACGGCACCUUGAUCAUCUCUGGCACGACCGAGCAGGACAGCGGGAUGUACGAGUGCAUAGCCAGCAGCGACAUGGGCUCGACCAAAUCUAGGAAGGCCAGAGCGGUUAUCACGGCGGCGUCUCGGUUGAUACUCGCUGAAAGGCCAGAAUCGCAGAACGUGAGCGCCGGAACCAACGUGACCUUCUCCUGUCGAGUGCUAGGCAAUCCCAGGCCCGCGGUUCACUGGUUUCGAGACGGCCGAUCAAUCUCCUUUGGCGACAGAAUCUCGCUCGAGAACGACGGCACCUUGCUGCGUAUCCUCGCGGUUAAGGAAACCGACGCAGGCAAAUACGAGUGUUACCUGAAAAGUAUCGAUCACAUGGUCCAUCUCUUCGCGGAUUUGAAUGUUGUCGACUUCACGGCGCCUCGACUGCUCUUCAGACCGCAAGACAUGGAGGCGGAACCGGAUGCUACCGUCGAGGUACCUUGCCGGGCCGAGGGCAUCCCGAAGCCAGUGAUACAAUGGAAGAAGGACGGUAGCGCGCUUGAAGGCAACAGGAUCAAGAUUAUGCGUGGGGGGAGUCUUGUUAUUUUUAACGUGACUCCGCAAGACUCAGGCAGAUACGAGUGUUCGGCUAUAAACGAUUACGGCCGCGCAACUGCCGAUGCUUUGGUGCGCGUUCGGCAGCCCGGUGCGGCAGCGGAUACACUCGUCGUACGAGCCUUCCAAAGUGCCACCGAGGAGAUCGAUCGUGCCAUCAACAAAACGCUAUCGUCUCUCUUUAAUCCCGACGGCUCAUCCAAACAUAAUCCGUUCCGGGUGGCACGGUUUCCGGACGCGAUCGGUCGCGCGGCCGCCAGACCCGCCGAGCUCUUCGAGAGAACUCUCGUCAAUAUCCGACGUAUGGUGGAUGCUGGCAGUAAGGCAAACGUGACCGAUGAGUUUCGUUACGAGGAAAUCUUGACGCCUGAACAGGUCAAGGAAAUUGAACGAUUGUCCGGAUGCACCGGCCACAGACGUCGGCAGAAUUGCACCAACAGGUGCUUCCACCACAAAUACCGGACCGUGGACGGCAGUUGCAAUAAUCUGCGCCAUCGUACUUGGGGCUCGUCGCACACGGGAUUUCGUAGGAUUCUGCAACCCAUCUACGAAAACGGUUUCUCGAUGCCGGUCGGCUGGGAGAAAGGACGGCGGUACCACGGCUAUCCGAAGCCCGCUGCGCGCCUCGUGUCGACCACCCUGAUCUCUACUCACGAUAUUACGUCGGACGAUCAGAUCACCCACAUGGUGAUGCAGUGGGGUCAGUUCCUGGACCAUGAUCUCGAUCACGCGUUACCAUCGGUGUCGAGCGAGUCGUGGGACGGGAUUGACUGCAAAAAAUCCUGCGACAACGCCGCGCCCUGCUUCCCAAUGGAAGUGCCGCCGGGUGAUCCGCGCAUCAACAACAGACGAUGCAUCGACUUCGUGAGAAGUAGCGCCGUGUGCGGUUCCGGCGCGACCAGUAUACUAUGGGGUGGCCUGACGCCUCGGGAACAGCUGAAUCAGUUGACUAGCUACCUGGACGGAUCGCAAGUCUACGGCUACGACGACGAGCUGGCGCGCGAUCUGCGCGACUUGACGACGGAUCGUGGAUUGCUCCGGGAAGGUCCCACGCUGCCCGGUCAUAAGCCUCUGCUGCCGUACGCGUCCGGCCAGUUUGUCGACUGUCGUAGGAAUCCACUGGAGAGCUCGAUCAACUGCUUCGUAGCCGGGGACAUUCGCGCGAACGAGCAAGUUGGCUUACUGGCCAUGCACACUUUAUGGCUGCGCGAGCACAAUCGCAUCGCUCGCGCGCUACGCGAGACGAAUCCACACUGGAACGGCGAGAAACUGUAUCAGGAAGCGAGACGUAUCGUCGGCGCUGAGAUGCAACACAUCACUUAUCGGCACUGGCUGCCGCGAAUAUUUGGACCGGCAAUCGACGAAACUUCUCAGCUCUGGCCGCCGUACCGGGGCUACGAUCCCAACAUCGACGCCAGCAUAUCCAACGUUUUCGCCACCGCCGCUCUACGUUUUGGACAUUCGCUCAUCCAGCCGCGUCUCGAGCGCCUGAACGCCUCCUACCAACCGAUCCCUCAGGGUCCUCUCGAUCUGCGAGACGCGUUCUUCGCGCCCUGGCGACUGGUGGAGGAAGGCGGCGUCGAUCCUCUGAUCAGAGGUAUGUACGCCACGGCGGCGAAACUGAAGCUGCCCGAACAGAAUCUCAAUGUCGAGCUCACCGAACAGCUGUUCCGUACCGCGCACGCGGUUGCCCUGGAUCUGGCGGCGAUGAAUAUCCAGCGAGGAAGAGAUCACGGUCUUCCCGGCUAUCUAGAAUGGCGCGCUUAUUGCAACAUGUCGCGCGUGGAGACGUUCGAGCAUCUCGCCGACGAUAUCAGCAGCAGUCGAGUGAGACAGAAGCUGCGCGAACUCUACGGCCACCCGGGCAACAUAGACGUCUGGGUCGGUGGUAUUCUCGAGGAUCAAUUGCCGGGGAUGAAAGUCGGACCGUUGUUCAAAUGUCUCCUAUUGGAACAAUUCCGGCGGACCCGGGAUGGCGAUCGGUUCUGGUAUGAGAAUCCGAGCGCUUUUACCGCGGAACAGCUCGCACAGAUCCAACAAGCGUCACUAGCCAGAAUCUUGUGCGACAACGGCGACAAUAUUACUCGCGUGCAACCCAACGUGUUUCUACUGCCCGAAGGUCGUAAUGACUUUGUCAGUUGUGACGAGAUUCCUUACGUAGACUUGAGCGCGUGGUCCGAUUGUUGCGACAAUUGCGAGGAUCAUCGCGACAAUACUAUUUCUCGCUUGCGCGCGCGUAGGGAAGCUGAGAAAUAUUUUGCACCCAGUCGCGACUACGUCAAGGACAUGGAUUCGUUAAAUCGCGACGAGAAAGUCGAAUAUUUGCAGAGGAUGUUCGAAGAAAGUGAUCGAGAGGCUAAGACAUUGCGAGAGCAGGCUGACGAUUUGUCGCGAAGAGUGAAAGAACUCGAGUCACUUUUAAAAGACAUUGCAACACGACGAUAGAAAAAGAUCAUCCUUUCUCUCUUAUCGCGGAUAGUCGCGCUCUUGCAAUCUUGCAUUUCAGAUAUACGCCAUAUUCUUUAUGCAGUUAUUACUGUUGUAAAUAGAAGCAUUUGCAGAAGU
Temnothorax curvispinosus is the source of this 4453-nucleotide messenger RNA. It is a transcript of the gene Pxn, whose product is annotated as peroxidasin. The transcript has 5 exons. The record is from RefSeq and is a predicted model, not a curated record. Bases 389 to 4333 code for a protein of 1314 amino acids. Gene Ontology annotation, molecular function: protein binding; peroxidase activity; heme binding. NCBI's taxonomy places the organism in Eukaryota, Metazoa, Arthropoda, Insecta, Hymenoptera, Formicidae. Gene Ontology annotation, biological process: response to oxidative stress.